Molecule: messenger RNA, 2264 nt
Organism: Diceros bicornis minor
Lineage: Eukaryota; Metazoa; Chordata; Mammalia; Perissodactyla; Rhinocerotidae
Gene: CHRDL1
Product: chordin like 1
Exons: 12
Coding region: 222-1805 (527 amino acids)
Molecular function (GO): protein binding
Source: RefSeq, a predicted model, not a curated record
GGAGCAGAAAUAAAGCCGUUGUGCCGGGGCGGAUAGGGGGUGCGGGCUUGCAGCGGCUGCGUGCUUGUGGACUUCCCGCCUGCGCCGAGCGGCCGGGCUCUCGGGCCAAGUGGGGAGCGGGCGGCGGGCGGGCAGGUGGCCCCGGGCCGCCGCGCCCGCGCCUUGGCUCUGCCCCCCGGGAGCCGAGCGAGCCGCUGCUCCCUCGUGGUGUGAGGGCGGUGAUGUUUUUCCUCCCACCCACUUCUGAGUCCCCCCUCCCCCCUCGCGCGCACUCUAGCUCUCGCCACAACCUGCGAGCCCCAGACCUCGGAGGAGCGCCCCGGGGAGCUCGGAGCCCGUGCACGCUUGGAAGACGGAGGAGGCCAGUGGCCAGCUUGAGUGUACUGGGCCCUGAAAGUUUUGAGUUGCCUUUUGCAGUGGCCAGAAUGAGAAAAAAGUGGAAAAUGGGAGGCAUGAAAUACAUCUUUUCCUUGUUGCUGUUCUUUCUUUUCCUAGAAGGAAGCAAAACAGAACAAGAAAAACAUUCAGAGACAUACUGUGUGUUUCAAGACAAGAAGUACAGAGUGGGUGAGAGAUGGCAUCCUUACCUGGAACCUUAUGGGUUGGUUUACUGCGUGAACUGCAUCUGCUCAGAGAACGGGAAUGUGCUUUGCAGCCGAGUCAGAUGUCCAAGCCUUCAUUGCCUGUCUCCCGUGCAUAUUCCUCAUCUGUGCUGCCCUCACUGCCCAGAAGACUCCUUACCCCCAGCAAACAAUAAGGUGACCAGCAAGUCAUGUGAGUACAACGGAACCACUUACCAACAUGGUGAGCUGUUCAUGGCUGAAGGGCUAUUUCAGAACCGGCAACCCAAUCAAUGCACCCAGUGCAGCUGUUCGGAGGGAAACGUGUACUGUGGUCUCAAGACUUGCCCCAAGUUAACCUGUGCAUUCCCAGUCUCUGUUCCGGAUUCCUGCUGCCGGGUGUGCAGAGGGGAAGGAGAAUUGUCCUGGGAACAUUCUGAUGGUGAUAUCUUUCGGCAGCCUGCCAACAGAGAAGCAAGACAUUCUUACCACCGCUCUCACUAUGAUUCUCCACCGAGCCGACAGGCUGGAGGUCUGCCCCGCUUUCCUGGGGCCAGAAGUCACCGGGGAGCUCUUAUGGAUUCCCAGCAAGCAUCGGGAACCAUCGUGCAGAUUGUCAUCAAUAACAAACACAAGCAUGGACAAGUGUGUGUUUCCAAUGGAAAGACCUAUUCCCAUGGCGAGUCCUGGCACCCGAACCUCCGGGCAUUUGGCAUUGUGGAGUGUGUGCUGUGCACUUGUAAUGUCACCAAGCAAGAGUGUAAGAAAAUCCACUGCCCCAAUCGAUACCCCUGCAAGUAUCCUCAAAAAAUAGAUGGAAAGUGCUGCAAGGUGUGCCCAGGUAAAAAGGCAAAAGAAGAACUUCCAGGCCAAAGCGUUGACAACAAAAGCUAUUUUUGUGGAGAAGAAACAAUGCCCGUAUAUGAGUCUGUGUUCAUGGAGGAUGGGGAGACCACCAGAAAAAUAGCACUGGAGACUGAGAGACCACCUCAGGUAGAGGUCCACGUUUGGACCAUUCGAAAGGGCAUCCUCCAGCAUUUUCAUAUUGAGAAGAUCUCCAAGAGGAUGUUUGAGGAGCUCCAUCACUUCAAGCUGGUAACCAGGACAACCCUGAGCCAGUGGAAGAUCUUCACCGAAGGAGAAGCUCAGAUCAGCCAGAUGUGUUCAAGUCGUGUGUGCAGAACAGAGCUCGAAGAUUUGGUCAAGGUUUUGUACCUGGAAAGGUCUGAAAAGGGCCACUGUUAGGCGAGACAGACAGUAUUGGAUAGGGUAAAGCAAGAAAACUCUAGCUGCAGCUGGACUGCAGGCUUAUUUUGCUUAAGUCAACAGUGCCCUAAAACCCCAACCUCAAAUGCAGUUAAUUAUUCACGCCAUGCACAGCAUAACUUGCUCCUUUAUGUGGAGUGGUGUGUCAGCCCUUAAACAGCUCCUCCAAGGAGACUAGAAGAGUCUUGAAUUAUUUGUGGGAGGAAGAGGGAUAGAACACCACAACGCUGCUCUAGUUUCUGGGAGAAGCACAUUUCUUUGCAGGUUAAAGAGUAAACAAAACCCCAGGGUUUCUAUCUAGAAAGUUAUUCAAAUGAAAGAAAGAGAAGGGAAUCGCUUAGUAGGAGUUCUGUAGUACAGAGAAAAUAUUUGUAUGAAAUUAUACUCUUUGAAUUUUAGAAUGUGUUGUGUUUUUUUUUAAAUUAACUCCCCAUCCUC